UAGAAAAUACCAAUUUGGAACUUAAUUAUAUUAACCAAAAUAUUGGCCAAGAAGACUUUUUAUCAGUUUUUAAUAAAAUUGCAAGCUCUAUAAAUAAUAGUACUAAUUUAUUUUAUGAUAACACAGCUUCUUUUUUAGAAGAAUUUGUUGAAGAUAUAGAAGAAGAUAUAGAAAAAAACACAGAAGAGCCUUCUAAUUUAAUAGAUGAUUCUGUUAAUAAAAACUCAUUAAAUUUAGAAAUUGAAAAUUUUAUAUCUUUGUCUUCAAAACUGAAGUCUAAUGAAUUUCCAAUUGAAGAUAUUGUGCAUAGAAAUAAAGAUUUUGAUAUAGAUGAUUUGAUCAAUAGUUUAAACUGA
Dentiscutata heterogama is the source of this 356-nucleotide messenger RNA. The record is from the annotation of a GenBank genome assembly. NCBI's taxonomy places the organism in Eukaryota, Fungi, Glomeromycota, Glomeromycetes, Diversisporales, Gigasporaceae.